Thrips palmi is the source of this 1549-nucleotide messenger RNA. It is a transcript of the gene Xpac, whose product is annotated as DNA repair protein complementing XP-A cells homolog. Bases 144 to 965 code for a protein of 273 amino acids. The transcript has 6 exons. The record is from RefSeq and is a predicted model, not a curated record. Gene Ontology annotation, biological process: base-excision repair; nucleotide-excision repair involved in interstrand cross-link repair; UV-damage excision repair. Gene Ontology annotation, cellular component: nucleotide-excision repair factor 1 complex. Gene Ontology annotation, molecular function: damaged DNA binding. NCBI's taxonomy places the organism in Eukaryota, Metazoa, Arthropoda, Insecta, Thysanoptera, Thripidae.
GGAAGAACCACUUGCAAAUGACAGAUUGAGGUUAGAGAUCUUCACAGUUCGUUCAUUUGCUCAUUGCAUCAAGAUUGCAUUGCUCGAUAAGCACGGAGUUUAGGACACAACGGCAUUAAAGAAUUUUCCCUUGAUCGUAGAAAAUGUCUGAGGAAGGUGAGGUGGAUGUCAAACCAGAUGUCAGCAACACUUUAACUCCUGCUCAACUAGCCAUGAUAGAGCGAAACAGGCAGAGAGCUAUAGAGAUUAGAAGGGCAAAAUUAAUGCCUCACCCCUAUGCAAAAGUAGAUAAAGGUACUGCGGAGAAAACCGUAGUUCGCUCCAAGAGCACUAAGGUCAUUGAUACUGGCGGUGGUUUCUUGCUUGAGGAAACUGAUGAUCCUGAUCAGAAUAAAGAGACUGCAAUUGUAAAAGAGCCGGGUCCCAUUUUGCCUCCUGAUUGCCCUGUAUGUGAGGAGUGUCAACAAGAGUUUUCUGACUCCUGGUUACUAAAAUCUUUCGACCAUUCUGUGUGUGACGGAUGCAGGGACAAUGAUGAUAAGCAUGCACUCAUCACAAAAACUGAUGCCAAAACAGAGUAUCUCCUGAAGGAUUGUGAUCUUGACAAGAGAGAGCCCAUAUUGAAAUAUAUUGUCAGGAAGAAUCCUCAUAAUCCACGUUGGGGCGACAUGAAACUUUAUCUUCAUGUGCAGAUUGAAAAGCGUGCGUUGGAAGUAUGGAAAUCGGAGGAAGCACUUCUGGAAUACAAAGAAAUGAGGGAGGAGAAGCGAAAUGCAUCCAAGGUCAAAAAAUACAACAAACAACUGAAAGCUCUUCGAAUGAAUGUUCGUAGUAGUCUGUACGACCGCACUUCAGCUGCUGCCCAUACUCAUACAUUUGGACCAGAAUCAUACAAUGAAGAAGACGAUAAUUACACUCGUACUUGUUCUACAUGUCAAUUUGUUGAUGUCUUUGAGAAGAUGUAGGCACAACCAUUUUUGAUAGAGCAGGUGUGCUUUUUCUCACAUGAUAAAUUUUCUUAAUUUUUCCCCUUCGUUUUGUAAAGCAUUUGGCCUGAGCCCUGUAAGGUAUUGUACAAAUCUGCGUUGUGAUAUUUUCUCUAGGUGUAGGUUUUUGGAACUGUCCAAAUAGUAGUAUUAUGUAACUCUGAAUUUAUAAAAAUAUCUGUAUCUCUUCAAGGAGUUACGUAUCUCGCUAAAUUAAUGUUCACUUAGUGUAAGGUUUUUAAUAACAUUUUACAUGUUUUUACCAUUUAUUUAUAUCUUCUGAAGUUUGUGGACAUGCGGGUUCCUUCAUUCUCUUGUUGUAUCUGAUCAUUAAUCUCUAUUUAGGCAUAAUAUGAUAUGUUAUCUGAUCAGAACUACAUAGAAAAUGAAAUUUGUAAGCAUGAGCGUAAUGUUUUUUUUUUCUAUCUUUUUAAAUCUUAUGUUAAUUUUUUUAUUUUGUUUUUGGGUGUUUGUAUGUGUGUCCUCAUACGAACUUUUAGUACUAGCAUCAGCCCUGUGAAAUGUACUCUUACAUGAAAUACAAAGCAUGUUCUUUGGCAAGA